GUAGUGCGACUUGAGAGAUCUUUUUGUAAACCAAGCGUCAUGAUUCCAAUAUAGGCCUACUAUUUCAUUUUUGUAUUAUUAGUAGUAUUUUUUUUAAAGUGUGUAAGAUUACAUUAACACUUGAUGACCUGAAUUUACAAAAAAAUUGUUACGAACAUUCUGCGAACAAGAAUAACAUUCUGCAUGGAUGACAAUUCAACAACCAGAAAGUGGAAAUUAAUAAAGAAACUACGGACUUGGGUUUUCCAUAUUGGAUCAAACAACUUCCCUGUCUGCAUAAGAGGAACGUUUACAAUUUCAGAGCCACAAUGGAGACAGUUUCACCGUCCCACUGCGCUCCGUAGAGAGUAUGUACGGCUCAAUGAUUGGGGCAAAACCACGCUGACCGAUUUAUGUUCCAACCUACACCGCUCAAGAGAGGGCUCUCUGUUCCUAUCUAGGUGUGUAUUGGCUCACCAACACACUGCCAGGACAUCAAAUGUGAUCUGUGAUGACAUUACCACAUGGGGAGGUUUCGGAGGUGUCCAGUUUAAAUUGAAAGGGUGGUAUUGUAGAGACCACUGUGGCAGAGCGACCUAUGAUAGAGGCGGCAGAGAGGACGGAAGCCUAGCACUGGCCUUCCCUCAGCCAACUCCACCAGCAACCUGUAGCGGCGUAGCCCCCUGCCUCAUCACCAGCCUCACACACAUCUUACCAACAAAGCGUCAUCUGACUGUGACAUCAGUUGCAAGGGGAUGACCGAGCGCAUUCAUAACAUCAACCUCCACAACUUCAGCAAUUCUGUACUUGAGACCCUCAAUGAGCAGCGCAACCGCGGCCACUUCUGUGACGUGACCGUUCGGAUCCAUGGGAGCAUGCUGCGAGCCCAUCGGUGCGUGCUGGCUGCCGGGAGCCCCUUCUUCCAGGACAAACUGCUCCUGGGCUACAGUGACAUCGAGAUCCCCUCGGUGGUCUCGGUGCAGUCCAUCCAGAAGCUGAUAGACUUCAUGUACAGCGGGGUGCUGCGGGUGUCCCAGUCCGAAGCCCUCCAGAUCCUCACCGCCGCCAGCAUCUUGCAGAUCAAGACGGUCAUCGACGAGUGCACCCGCAUCGUAUCCCAGAACGUGGGCCUGGCCGGGCCGGGGGGGUUCCCCGUCAACCCGGGGGACUCCGGACAGGAGACACCACGGGGCACGCCCGAGUCGGGCACGUCGGGGCCCAGCAGCGACGCCGAGUCGGGCUACAUGCAGGCCACAUCCCAGCAGAGCCUGGACCGCGCGUACACGUCGCUCUACUCCUACUCCGGCCUCUCGCUGCAGAAUGGAACGCGCGAGCGCUCCCACUACGUGACGGGCUACGACCCGGCCCCCGGCGCGCGCCGGGACCAGCACGACCAGGACCCGCCGUGGAUCACCCGAAUCCACGAGAGGUCGCAGCAGAUGGAGCGCUUCCUCUCCACCCCUGAGACCACCCACUGCCGCAAGCAGCCCCGGCCGGUCCGCAUCCAGACGGGAGGAAUGCACAUAAAGCAGGAGGCGGACGACGAGUACGGCUGCUACGGCGUGGACGAGUGCGCGGAUGACCCGGACCACGUGGAGGGCGCAGAGAGUGAGCCGAAGGGUGAGAGCUUCGACUCGGGGGUGAGCUCGUCCAUCGGCACGGAGCCCGACUCAGCGGAUCAGCAACAGUACCUGGCGGGCUUCGGGAGGGACGGGGGCGCCGACGGGCAGCAGGGGGAGAGGACCCCCGUGCAGAUCGAGGUGGACGACUCCUCCCCGGAGCAGACCAACGACGGGGAGGACGGGGGCACGGCCCAAGGCGACGGUAACACGCCGCAGAGCCUGCCCGGCUCCAUCAUGGCUCAGUCACUUCUCUACAUGCGCCAGGCAGAAUCACACACCAGCAACCUGAGGAUGCCGAUCACCAUGACCAGCAACACCCCAGUAAUGGGCACGGCGGGCAACUCAUACCUGCCCACUCUGUUCGCCACGCAAUCGGCCGGCAGCAACAAGCCCUUCCUAUUCAGCCUGCCGCAGUCCAUGGGAGGCCAGCAGACCCAGUUCGUGGCCGGGCAGUCCCCGUUCCCCCAGCAGCUGACGGCACAGCAGCAGACGGCGCGGGAGCAGCAGCAGGCGGCGGCGAUGGGGCAGGGGGAGAAGAAGCCGUACGAGUGUACGCUCUGCAGUAAAACCUUUACCGCCAAACAGAACUACGUCAAGCACAUGUUCGUACAUACCGGUGAGAAACCGCAUCAGUGCAGCAUCUGCUGGCGCUCGUUCUCCCUGAAGGAUUACCUAAUCAAACACAUGGUUACACACACGGGCGUGCGGGCCUACCAGUGCAGCAUCUGCAACAAACGCUUUACCCAAAAGAGCUCGCUCAACGUCCACAUGCGGCUGCACCGCGGGGAGAAGUCCUACGAGUGCUACAUCUGCAAGAAGAAGUUCUCCCACAAGACCCUGCUGGAGAGACACAUGGCCCUGCACAGCACGGGGGGCGCCGUCACAGGGCUGUCGGGGGCGGCGGCGGCGAGCGGCGCCGGGGGGGGCCCCGUCUCCAUACCGAUGCCCAUGGCCAUGCCCGAGCCCGGUGCCGGAGUUGUGUCCCUCGCCAUGCCCGUCAGCGGAGGCGUAGGGGGCGGGGUCGGAGCAGCAGUGGGCGUGGCCGCGGAGGCAAGCUGCCAAGAAGGGACCAGCUAUGUGUGCUCCGUCUGCCCUGCCAAGUUCGACCAAAUUGAGCACUUCAAUGACCACAUGCGAAUGCACGUCUCUGAUGGAUAAGUACAAAUAGAUACACUUCUUUAAAAAAAAAAAAGAAUGAAAAAGAAAAAUGGCACUAGAAUUUUUGUUUUUGUUUUUGGGGGCAUGAAGAGUAAUGAGUAUAGACACUGGCACAUUAAGUUUCCCAGAAAGGAUUUUUUUGUUUUGUUGUUAUUCUAAAAGAAAAACAAGAUGGUGGCCUUAAGGCUUUGUAGUUUGAUGUUGAUCCACUGGAUGGAUCCUAACUACAGGCCUCUAAAUGUAUGCUUUCCUAAAAAUACUGAUUUAUGUGUUGAACACUACCGAAAGGCCUACGAAAGAAACACACACACACACACACACACAUACACAAACUCAAACUCACACACCUAUAUUCAGUAUAGAUAUACAAUUGUAUGAGUGUACGUUCUCAUGUGUGUAUGUGUCUACUCGUGUGUGAGACUUUGUAUUAGUACGUGACUGUUUGUGUGUGUGUGCGCGUGUGCAAACAUUGCCAUGGAAUUUCGUACAUGGUAAAUGUGAUCCCGUAUUGACCGUUUUGGACACUAUUAUAGACGUCCGAGCUUACUGUGGUAUAAUUUUCAACAAAAAAAAACUAACUAACAAAAAAAGAUCUGGCUUGGCCUAAAGAGUCACAAAAAAAAUAUUGUUGGUCACAAGUUUGCCUUCUUAUGUUGGAUAAGAAAAGGAGAGUAAUUAAUUUGACACUGGGUUUUUAUUUAUUGUUAUGGUAUUGAGGGAUUACAAUGCAGCUGUUCUGGAGGUACAAGUUUAUUUGAAUAAUUGUACUGAAAUGUAACUUCCUGUGAGUUGGUAUAGGAAUGGUUAUUUUGGAAUACGUUUUAUUGUCCAUGCAUUUUGAGGGUUCAGGUUAAGUUUACUAAAUUAGGGUUGUUGAGAAGACAGUAUUUGAGCAAAAAUGUAAUAUUGUUAAGAUUUUAUUUCAUUUGCAUACUGUACACUGCCACUAAAAUCUUAGAAGACUGUUAAGGCUGUUAGACCUCUUCCACUUUCAAAUAUGUUAGAUGACAACAGACGGAAGAUUCUUGACAUGGGUUUAUAAAUGAUUUAGUUCUGUUUAGAUUUGACGUACGCAGCUGUGGCAGACUUGAGUAUGCUACCAGACUCAUCAUAACUGCUGCUCUUUAACUCGCACCAGACUGUUAUCAGCUGUAAAUUACAAACAUGAUUCGUCAUUAUUACUACAAUACAAAAUAUGUUAUUUGACAAUGGAAUAGUUUACCAGGGGAGUUUAGAACAGCAGUCAAAUGGAUUACCAGGAAAUUGAAAAUUAUUCUGUGAACUUGCAUCGGACAGAAAUAUCAGGUUGUGACCCUCCUUCUCUGUAUAUCCUGUUUUAAGGACAUGACAUGGCUAUUUGAGCCGGUGGAGGAACAAAAAUGCACUACUCCUGAAAUGAUAGCUCCACCUGGUGGAACAAAUGACAUGUCAUGUUUGGACAGGAAAUACAGACUCGAGAAACACACGAGCCAAAAGAAACCACAAUUAACCCUGGUUAAUAAUUACUUUAUAAUAUACCACAACUUGCAGAUGGACUUUCCAGACAAUAAAAUACAUUCCUGUUUUCAAAGACCUAGCAACACAGUGUACAUUAUAUAUUUGGGAGUAGGGUUUGUCCUUCAAGAGUCCCGUCACUUAUAAGCUCUGCUCUGAUAUUUGGCUUGUCGUUCUUGCAUUCUAUCCAAAAUAAGACAAACAUGUCCGCCUGCAACUGCAAUCUGAUGAUCUUGCUAAUUUCUUUGAGUAGACACACCCUGUAGUUAUGACGGCGAGAGAAUAACUAACAACAAUUACAGUAAAGUCUGAAAAACAAACGUUGUAGAUUUAAAAAAAAAAAAACAAAAGUGCUACUUUUGCACAUUUUCUUCAAAUGCCUGUGCUUAAUAUUGAAUUGUUUUACUUAAGAAAUGAAAUUCUAUGAUUUUCAUUUGUUAAUUUUCAAAGGAAAAAAAGCUUAAAAGCUUAUUAAGAGGACUGCAUUACUUUCUUGCAUAUAUGUUGCACUGCUUAAACCCAUAAGUGCACUACUGUUACCAGAGAUAUUAUAGUUUUAGAGAAAAAAAAAGAAUCAUUUUUGUAUCUAUUGUUUGGUUGUAGAAUUCACGUGUUAGAAUAGCUUUAUUCCAUUUUUUUUUUUUU
Messenger RNA from Esox lucius (northern pike), 4898 nucleotides. It is a transcript of the gene zbtb20, whose product is annotated as zinc finger and BTB domain containing 20. Gene Ontology annotation, biological process: negative regulation of transcription by RNA polymerase II; regulation of immune system process; regulation of cytokine production. Gene Ontology annotation, molecular function: protein binding. The record is from RefSeq and is a predicted model, not a curated record. NCBI's taxonomy places the organism in Eukaryota, Metazoa, Chordata, Actinopteri, Esociformes, Esocidae.